Molecule: messenger RNA, 1257 nt
Organism: Lineus longissimus
Lineage: Eukaryota; Metazoa; Nemertea; Pilidiophora; Heteronemertea; Lineidae
Exons: 1
Coding region: 1-1257 (418 amino acids)
Source: RefSeq, a predicted model, not a curated record
AUGGAGCCGCCGAAAUCACCUAAAUCUCCGAGACAAAACUUGCCAGAAUUUCGAACCAGCGCUACCGCAUUCUUGAAACUCGAAACACCCAUGUCGACUUUAACUAUCAUGAAGAAACUGACCGAGAGUUUACCACGAUCCAGGAUAUCACGUAUUAACCAAGUUAACCCGAAACUCUUCCGGAUUAACUUCGCAACUGAACAAGACGUGAACUCAGCAUUAAAGAACUUCAGAGACAUUACCAUACCGGGCGCUAUCCUCGAGCCGCCAAAACGCUCUGAGAAAAACCACAACAAAAGAUCGUCAAUAAUCGUGAAAACAGUAGACCCUGAUAUCAAAGAGGAGGAGUUCAUCGCUCACCUAAAAGAGCACUCCGUACAAGCUUCAGCUGCCAGACGGAUUUUAUCGAACAAAACGGGGAAACCAUCAUCCCUUAUCCGUCUCACACUACUCGAACAUGACGACGCACAGAAGUUUCUCGAACGGGGUUUCCUUGAACUCGGGGCCUUCACCUUCCCUGUUGAAGCGCCAAGAAAACGCCAUCUCCCUCUGCGAUGCUUCAACUGUCAGGAUUACGAUCAUCACCAGUCAACAUGCCAGAAACCCCCGCGAUGCCACAAAUGUGCCCAAGAACACUCGCCCGACUCAACCUGCACCACCGAAAUUCUAUGCGCCAACUGCUCUGGUCCUCACGCUUCAUCCAGCAACGAAUGUCCCGUCUGGAUCUCAAAACUCAGGGAGAAAAAUGAACUUUUCCGCGCUAAAUCCGUCCAGGAACGCACGUACGCACAUGCCGCUCGGCCCACGAUCCACUCCAACAUCCCUCGUCUACCAAACGCCCAAGGCUCCAGCUCCGUUUCCUACGAUACACUACAUCUAGAAAUCAAGAAAAUCAAUGAGAGACUAGACGAACAUGACGAAGAGAUUAAAGAAAAUCGUGACACCAUCAAGCAGCUCCCGUCAAUGGAAUACAUUGACAACCGCCUAGAUAAAGCCAUCGCCCACAGCAACACCCAGUUAGCAGACAUGAAAAACUUCUUCCUAUCGUUGAUAUCUACCAAGCAGACCAACAGCAGUGACAAAACAAAGAAACGUCCGGCUUCAUCGUCGCCAACCGGUACUCGCCCCAAGAAAUCCUCCAGCAAAGCCCACAGUGCCAAGACCACCUCGCCGUCACUCAAUCUGUCUACACCGUCCGCAAAACAACACUCCAGCUCCACCGAAAUGAUACAAGGGUCUCUUCGAGAAGCCAAGUAG